This is a messenger RNA of Suhomyces tanzawaensis NRRL Y-17324, 1275 nucleotides long. RefSeq lists its product as uncharacterized. Gene Ontology annotation, biological process: pseudouridine synthesis. The record is from RefSeq and is a predicted model, not a curated record. NCBI's taxonomy places the organism in Eukaryota, Fungi, Ascomycota, Pichiomycetes, Serinales, Debaryomycetaceae. The transcript has a single exon. The coding region runs from base 1 to 1275 and encodes 424 amino acids. Gene Ontology annotation, molecular function: RNA binding; pseudouridine synthase activity.
AUGAGCAGGUACAAUUUCGAGAAUGGACUUCGCAAAGUGGUACCGUAUCACUUUUCGUACCAGACACAUGUAAAACCUCGUUGGGUGGGAAGGACACUCGUCGAAGUAUAUACAUCAGAGUUCGGUGAGAAGGCCCAGAUAAUAGAGCAUGACUUAUCGCAAAAGGUGAUAUAUGUGUUGAGUAACUACGGAAAGAAAGGAGGGCCUGUCAAGAUAGAAGGGCUUGAGGCUCUAUGUGAUCGUAAAAUUGAACGGUUUGACAUGAUAUGUAAUUCUAAACACAUGCACGAACCAAGUGUUCCGGUUGGUGAAGAAUCAACAAGCCCCGGGAUUCCAAUUGUUUUUGAAAAUGACGAGCUCUUGGUAGUGAACAAACCUUGUGGUAUACCCACACAUCCUACAGGAAAUUACUACUACAAUUCCGUUACCGAGAUAUGCAAGUAUGAGUUAGGAUUGGCGAAUGUCUGGCCAUGUCAUAGAUUGGACAAGGUGACCUCGGGGAUAUUGAUUCUAGGAAAGACAAAAGAGGCAGGAAUUCGCUACCUGGGCAUCAUCCAGAACCAAAAAGAUAGGUUGGUGAAAGAGUAUGUGGCCCGGGUAGAUGGCGAAUUUCCCACUCAAGAGGUAAUGGUCAAUUGCCCUAUUUUCUCGGUGAAUUCUACCGGUGGUUAUAUCAAGCCAUUGAAUGCUGAAUCACUUCCUAUAAAUUCAACUACCUUGUUCAAAAGAAUCCAGUAUUGUCCAAAACUAAAUCAAAGUAUUGUGAUAUGUAAGCCUCUCACGGGUAGAAUGCAUCAAAUCAGAAUCCAUUUGCGGAAUUUGGGACAUCCAAUUUCAAACGAUUAUAUCUAUAACCCAGUAUUGGAUACCUUGCCCAAUCAUGAGAUCAAUGUACUUAACGGAGAAAUUGAAAAGGAGCUAUACAGGCGUGUUUUCGAGAAGUUUCCAUCCUUUGGAAAAUUUCAGGCCCCCGAUGUUUCUGUGAUCAAAACUGAUAAAUGUAUUAAUUUGUUCGAGAUUACCAACUGGCACGACGAUACUGGCUUAAAUGCUAAGGUGAAAGAUUUGAAAACUCAAAGACAAGCUAUGCUUUCUGAACUCAAACAGGAACACGGUGAGGUAUGCACUGAGUGUCGCCGAAGUUUAUUUGAUACUGACAAGGAUAUGACUGGGCUGGGUAUCUGGCUACAUGCUUACAGAUACGAGUAUUUAGGGGAAAAACCAGGAUUUUCCUUUCAAACCGAUAUGCCAACAUGGGCAAGAGAAUUAAAUUGA